GUUCAUAAAUGUAACUACUGAUAGAUUGUAUAUUCAUUUGGUUGAUUAGUCUUUGAGUAAUUAAAAGAUAUUGAUAGUGGUAUAAUAAUAUACCAGGCGAGGAGUGUACUGCCCUCUGGCGUUUAGUUAUAGUUUCUAGUCGGACUCAUUUCAGUGACGGACCUGUUAGAGCAAUAGCGCAGAAAUCAGUCACGAGUUUGCUUCAUUACACAGCUUGGUCAAAUAUGUGUCUCAUAAAUAAAGACCUUCCUCAUCAAUGGCUAUGGUGUGGUCAAAGAUCUCUGCUGUUUUGCCUCUUAAUGAGGAACAGUUUCCACUGGAGUUCAGUGACAAAGUGGAGUCAAGUGUGGUGGAAAUGCUGAAGAGGUCCAGGCAACAGCUGUACAGCGACAGUACGAGUACCAGCCGAAUGCUUAAUGCUCAGAUCAUUUUGGAUUUUUCAUGGGAGAAACUCAACACAGGAACAUGGCGCCACGUGGACAAAGAAUGGAGACGUGUUUAUUCUUACGGCUGCCUGUUCAAAGUGGCCGCUCUGUGUCGUGAAGAUCCGUCAGCAGACGAGGUCCUGCAGGCUGUAAGAACUUGUGACAUGGGUUUACUCAUGGGUGCAGCCAUCAUGGAUAAUAUACUUCAGGUUAUUGUUCGGAUUCUGCAGGGUGAAGUCAGGAAAUCCACUAAAGAAGAAGAUGAACAUGCUGAGGUCAAGAGAAUAAAGAUCGAGUGCCCACAUGUUCCUGUGAUCAAAGAAGAGUUGGCAGUUCCCAGGAUAAAGUGUCCUUCACUGGAGAGCUUCAACACAAACUACCUGCUCCCCCUCAAACCACUGAUUUUAGAAGGGAUCAUUGACCACUGGCCCGCCCUCAACGAACACCCCUGGAGCAUAGAAUACUUGAGAUCUGUUGCUGGUUGUCGGACUGUUCCUGUUGAGGUGGGAUCCCGGUACACAGACGAGGAAUGGUCACAAACACUGCUUACAGUCAAUGAAUUCAUUGAUCAAUACAUUUUAAAUAAAGAUGGAGUGAAAGGUUUGGGUUAUCUCGCUCAGCACCAGCUUUUUGACCAGAUACCAGAGCUGAAGGAAGACAUCCGCCUCCCUGAUUAUUGCUGCCUUGGUGAAGGAGACGAAGACAAUAUUACUGUAAAUGCGUGGUUUGGUCCCGGAGGUACAGUGUCUCCUCUUCACCAAGACCCUCAGCAGAACUUCCUGGCUCAGGUGGUCGGAAGCAAAUACAUUCGCGUAUACUCCCCAGAGGACACAGACAAGCUGUACCCUCAUCAAUCACAGCUUCUUCACAAUACUAGUCAGGUGGAGGUGGAGAAUCCAGACACAGAGCGGUUCCCAGAGUUUGCCAAGGCUCCAUAUCUUGAAUGUGUGUUACAGCCUGGAGACGUGCUGUUCAUCCCUGUCCGACACUGGCAUUAUGUCCGAUCCUUAGAACUUAGUUUCUCUGUCAGCUUCUGGUGGUCAUGAAUGCAGAUCCAUAAUAAAAAUGUUUUUUGUCAAA
This is a messenger RNA of Siniperca chuatsi (mandarin fish), 1505 nucleotides long. RefSeq names its product lysine (K)-specific demethylase 8 (gene kdm8). The record is from RefSeq and is a predicted model, not a curated record. Gene Ontology annotation, cellular component: nucleus. Gene Ontology annotation, molecular function: histone H3K36 demethylase activity. NCBI's taxonomy places the organism in Eukaryota, Metazoa, Chordata, Actinopteri, Centrarchiformes, Sinipercidae. Bases 257 to 1471 code for a protein of 404 amino acids. The transcript is spliced from 8 exons.